Molecule: messenger RNA, 726 nt
Organism: Henningerozyma blattae CBS 6284
Lineage: Eukaryota; Fungi; Ascomycota; Saccharomycetes; Saccharomycetales; Saccharomycetaceae
Gene: FOL2
Product: GTP cyclohydrolase I
Exons: 1
Coding region: 1-726 (241 amino acids)
Biological process (GO): tetrahydrobiopterin biosynthetic process; tetrahydrofolate biosynthetic process
Cellular component (GO): cytoplasm
Molecular function (GO): GTP binding; GTP cyclohydrolase I activity; zinc ion binding
Source: RefSeq, a predicted model, not a curated record
AUGUCCAAUAAAGACCCUGUUUAUAAUAUCCAAAGAGAAGAUACCCCAUUACGUACUAAGGCUGCUUCUCCAUAUACUUUGAUUGCACCUGUUGAAGAAGAUGGCUUAUCUUGGCCCUCAAUUGGAUCUCGUACAAGAUCUAAAGAAUCAACAGUAGAAGAACAAGCACGUAUUAAAAGAAUUUCAGAUGCUGUAAAAGUCAUAUUAACGGAAGUUGGUGAAGAUGUUGAAAGAGAAGGUUUGUUGGAUACUCCAGAAAGAUAUGCCAAGGCAAUGUUAUAUUUUACUAAAGGUUAUCAAACCAAUAUACUAGAUGACGUUAUACAUAAUGCUGUCUUUGAAGAAGAUCAUGAUGAAAUGGUCAUUGUAAGAGAUAUAGAAAUAUAUUCUUUAUGUGAGCAUCAUCUUGUACCAUUUUUUGGUAAAGUUCACAUUGGUUAUAUACCCAAUAAAAAAGUACUUGGUUUAAGCAAAUUAGCACGUUUAGCUGAAAUGUAUGCUAGAAGAUUACAAGUUCAAGAAAGAUUAACUAAACAAAUUGCAAUGGCUUUAAGUGAUAUAUUAAAACCAUUGGGCGUGGCUGUUGUUAUUGAAGCCUCUCAUAUGUGUAUGGUAUCCAGAGGUAUACAGAAGACUGGAUCUUCUACUGUCACUUCAUGCAUGUUAGGUGGUUUCAGACAACAUAAGACAAGAGAAGAAUUCUUAAGUUUAUUAAAUAGAAAAUAG